Messenger RNA from Bicyclus anynana (squinting bush brown), 6971 nucleotides. RefSeq names its product YY1-associated factor 2 (gene RYBP). The coding region runs from base 186 to 596 and encodes 136 amino acids. The record is from RefSeq and is a predicted model, not a curated record. Gene Ontology annotation, biological process: positive regulation of DNA-templated transcription. Gene Ontology annotation, molecular function: transcription coregulator activity; DNA binding. The transcript has 3 exons. NCBI's taxonomy places the organism in Eukaryota, Metazoa, Arthropoda, Insecta, Lepidoptera, Nymphalidae. Gene Ontology annotation, cellular component: nucleus.
ACCGGCGCUCGGCGAUCUGUCAUGGCGACGUUCGGUCGGUGGUGUACAUUCUGUGCACAGUAAAACAUAAAUAAUGAUUCUUAGAAUGAAUAUUUCAUUAAUGUGCGUUAGAAAAGCCCGUGCUUAUUCCAAAAUAUCAUGAUUAACGCGUGAGAUAUAUAAUUUAGGGUUAAGUGUGCUUUAAAAUGGACAAGAAAAAUGCCAUUCGGAGAGGCAAAAGGCCGUCCAAAGUGCUCGAAGAAAAUUAUUGGGAUUGUAGCGUUUGUACAUACAGGAAUAACGCCGAAGCUUUCAAGUGCUCAAUGUGUGACGUUAGAAAAGGUACCUCCACCCGCAAGCCGCGCAUCAACCCGGCGCUGGUGGCGGCGCAGGCGGCGGGGACUGCGCCCACCAGCUCACAGAAGCGGCCGCGCUCCGCCAACUCGCUCAAGAAGAAGCGCCGCCCGCCACGCCUCAACAACGUGGACAGAAGCUCUGCACAGACCAGAGAGGUAACCGUCAGCGGUGUGACAGUUGUGAUAACAGAGUACAAGCCCAAGAAGUCCGUCGCCAGCAGCUCCAGUGACGUCGAGUCGUCCAACGACGCGCAGCCCUGAUCUCUCGCUCACGCUCACCACACUCCGCAUCUAUCUGUCUCUCACAACCGCCAGGUAACACCUUCCACCAGGCGAUCAUGAUACGUCGGAUUACCAUUCUAUACCUUCCUAGGCCAGUGCACAUAAGAUAUCACUACAUUUCGACAUGAUAGAAAGGUAAAUGUAGACCAAUAGCAGCGGAUUUAAGUGAGCCCUUGAUUACAAUCUCGCCUGAUGGUAUGUGAUAUGAAACGGGGUAAUUUGUUAGAAGGAGAAUGAAAAUCUACACCACUUUCGCCUUGGCCUUUCUACAUGACAUAGUACCGGAACGCUAAAUCGCUUGGCGGUACGUCCUUGCAGGCAGUAGAGUGGUAACUAGCCAAGCUGAAGUUUCGCACCAACCAGACUUGGGCCAAUUAAGAAAAUCUCCAUCGGCCCAGCUGGGAAUCGAAGCCAGGACCUCCUUCUAUUUAUCGAUAUUUCAAAUCCACCGCUAUUGGUCGACAAUGUCUCUUAAUCUUCACAGGAUAUUUAUCGUUGACACAUGCUAUGCCUAGCUGCGACCAUCGACAAUUAUCUCGUGAAGAUAAAUGGAUAUAAUAUCAACCAAUGGCGGCAGAGUGGUCCUAGUUUUAUCUCUUUCGUCUCAACGUAAUGAAAGAGAUAGCGAUAUUUCCAGUUGUGUCGCUAUUGGUUGGUAUAUUUGUCUAUUUCUGUUCACGAGAUAUGUCGUUGACGCCCGCUCGAUCUGACGGCUUAUGUCAUAUUUUAAUAGAAGUAUAUCAAAGCGGAUUGUUGAAACUCUUAGUACGUCGAGGGUAGAUAGAGAAUGGUAAUGGUAAAAAAUAUUUACAACUAUGAAUAUAGUUUUUUUUUUAGUGAAUAAUUUGCGCUUGAGCUUUGAAAACUUGAAUGUUUGGAAAAAUUUAAGAUUAAUUUUUUAAAUUUCAGUUUCUAAAUAUUAAUUAAAUUAACUGUGAAUUUAAAUCUAGUUAUCUGUACUAAAAUAUCACAAAAUUAGUAUAUAUACUAUUAGGUGCCUAGACUAUAAGUUUAUUUAAUUAAAUGUUUUACUUAAAAUGAAAAAAUAACGUUCUUCCAUGUAGAACGUUGUGAUUGUAUGAAAAUUAAAGCAAUACUUUUAGCCUUGAAAAUUAAUUUAAAUAUUUAUUUGAUCCAUUUUCAAGUUUUCAAAGGUCGUGAAUCAUUUUAGUUUUAACUUCGGUGCGUAGUAUUUAUUUUAAUGAUAAACUAAUUUAAAUUAAUAAAAUAAUAAUGAUAAACUAAUUUAAAUUAAUUAAAUUAACACAAAGCUGCCAUGUACGAAAUGCUUUGAACAUAAUUUAUUUGGAUUGCAUGUUACGGACCAUGUUGAAUUGUGUGCUUUCAGAGUAAAAGUUGGUGCGUUUUAAAAUUAUGUCCUCCUGUCGUGUGCAAACAGAGGGUAGAAAUGUAAAACAUGUUUGUAUAAUAAACGUCAAACGUUUAGUCCACUCUGAAGUUGCUUCACGAUGAACUGCGUAACUAUACGUCUUGAGUUCAAAGCGGACUAGAAGUUUGUCGUAUACUUUACUUCUAGGAUUUACUUUAUAGAUACGGUUGAUACAGUUGCAAAAGUGAUUGCUAGUGAUUAUUAUGCGAUUGUACAUUUUAUCGUGCCAUGAGGGUCAUUUUGACUUUUUGGUAUGUCGCGUCUGCAUACUUCAGUAGGUCUUACAUGGGACUCACGACGUUAAUUUCGUGAAGAGAAACAAGACAUGUCGACCAAUGGCGGCCGAUCAAUCAAUCUCUUUCUCGUUUGGUUCAAUAGGACGAAAGAGAAAGCGAUAUUGUCGGUUCGGCGCUAUUGGUCGACAUUAUGACAUUUUGUCUUCGCGAGAUAAGUAUUGGGUCACAUGUUAGGUCUACUGGCAAGAAACUUUGCUUAUUUAAGCAGUUAAUUUGAAUUAUCGAUAUGAAUGCAGCACAACACUAGUAAACACAAUAUUGUCUAUGCUUUUCUUAUGAUUUAAGGCUGAAAGCGACUGUAAGGAUGACAUAAUUUCGAGACGUUAUGUUAGCCACCCACGGUCAGAUAUACCCACAUGUUUGCAGCGCUGCCGGCAUGACGUCUGGUAAAAUUCAUCGAGUGUUAAGCCGGAUUUAUAUUUGUCUGAUGAGUCGUGUCGUGAUGCAUCAGAACAGAAUCGGUAUCACACAUUUUGUAUGGCAACGUUUACAUUUAUGUGACAUGUCGUGAUGGCUUCAUGUGUCGCAUACAAAAUAUAUGAUACCGAUUCUGUUCUGAUGCGUCACGACACGACACGUUAGACAAAUAUAAUUCCGCCUUUAGUCGCGAUGGAUAUGACAGCGAAAGUGUCGCGAUCCACACACGGUGAGUUUAACCGGACGUCAUGCCGGCAGCGCAGCAGGCAUGUGGGUAUAUCGGACUGGCAUUAUACUAAAAUAAAUCGUAAUCGUAUCGUAAAAUAAGUCGUGUGGAGUUUGUCGGUUGUAAAUAGGAAAGGACCAGCGGUCACUGCCGAGUUGUAGAAGCUGUAUAUAAAACGGUUUUGGAUUAAUUGUUAUAUUGAAUGAAUAAUAAGUAAUGAGUAAUGUUAUGCGAACAGUGAUGGGAUGUCAUUUAUAAUUGGAAAAUUAUUGGAAAAUCAAUUUAAUUUUACAGCAUUUUCAGACUAGAGGUUUUCGCUUGAACAAGCAUUUUUUUGGAAUCGCAUGUGACGCCAGCUAGACACUCAAGUUUGCCGUGAAAUCUGCAGCUUGCUUAUGUUAUGGAUGUGGGCAGUGAAAAACUGGCAUGGUUCCGAUAUUUUUUUUUCACUGCCGCAUGCCUAAUAUUCUGCAGACUUGACGGUAAACUUAAUCGUGUGCGUCUGCCAUAAGAGCUUAGAGAAGCGUCUUUUACCAACCGAUCUACUUGUACCAGUAUUGACACGCUGAUAAGAUAAGUCAGAAUUCGUGUUAGCACGAACACGCCAGAAAAAAAUACGCUAGUCUGUGACUGCCCUUAGGUACUUUUUAAACAGUUUUAAUAAAAUUUUGGUCAGUUCAAUUUUAAUUGUUUUUAAUUACCAAAUACCGUGCUAAUUCUAAUAUACCAGAGAUUUUGUAAGUGUAUAAAGAUUUCAUAGCUUUAUUGGCUGAUAAAUGAACAAUAUAUUACAAUAACGCACAAACAAUAGACAAUAUUGUACCAAUCUUAUGAGUAAACACUGUAUAAUGAAAUUGUUUGCUGUUUGAAAUGAAUUAUGAACCAUGUGUUAUGAAUAGGUCUGGAAAAGUGUGAACCAAGUCUUUAUAGAUGGAUUUCAACAAAAGUUACGUCACAUUAAAUCAAUCACCUGCUAAAAACAAAGUAUAUAGAUUUUCUGUUUUACUGAGUCCAGUGUAUUGGUAAAAUAUCGUUAACAGAGAUAUGCGUGGAUUACGUUAAAAUAUCUGUGUAUUUUUUAAUACAACCUAUUACGAUUUUCUAAAGUAAACAGAAUGGUUAAGUGAUGGAAAUGAUUUUUGGCUAUGCACUGGAUUUUUGGAAAACGAGCCGAUAACGUGCGCCGUAUGCGUUAAGGGGACUUGGCUUGGCAACGCACAGUAUGUUGUAACCAUUACACACGAUCUUCGCAUUUGUAUUGCUACAGAAGCGUAGAUACGCCAAUAGAACGCAUAGAAUCUGUUAAUACGUGUUAAACGCAUAGUAGACGCGCGUUUAAAACGCGCUUCAUCGGCUUGUUUGAAAAACCGCCGUGUUCAAAGGCCCUUAAUGGUAACUUUUGUCGUGAAUUUGAUUUAUUUUGACAGAUUUGAAGGAGUUUUGUAAUGGGAUCUACCGCAGGUAGCGCUUGUUGUGUUCCAAGCAUUAAAUAAGUAUUUAUUUUAGCUUUAAGUUUUACUAUUAUUAGUAUUUAAAUAAUAAUCUUAAGUGAUAACAAUCACAAAUAUAUUAGGCUGAAUUAAUACAUACUCAACGUACGUUCAGUUUUGUUUACGUGUUUUGUGCAGAACGAAGCGCAGAACGAUAGCAUUUUGAUCGCUUCAUCUCAGUUUAUCGCAUCACACGUGCCAUGGACGAUACGCCUAUUUAUUAUAAUCUUAUAAUAUGUUUUAUAACUACCAAUUUCAACAAGAAUGAUGGGCGUACAGAUAUUUUAACCCGGCGAUAGCUUCCACGCCCAUCUUGAUCCAAUUAUAGUUCCACAAACUUUUCUAACCCAAAACUAGAACAACCGUCGCGGCGGUCGCCAUUUUUAAAAACAUAAUACUAAAAGCACCCAGCAGGCUAAUUCUCUAACUUUGAUGUUUGUUAGUUGACAUAUACGAAAUUGAGAUUGUAUGUAAUAAUUGUCAUCCGGUGCUUAUUGGUGGAUAUCACACAGCAGGUAAAUGAUAAGUAUUUUGUCAAUUGAUUUGAUGCUUAUUUUAAUAAAGAUCAAAAUAGCUGAUAAGUUGAUGGCACUGUACAAAUGCACACUGAAUGUCGCUAUCGUGUAUAGCUUGGCAACUUCGUUCGUAACACUUCCGAUGUACCGCGGGGGGCGUGUAGCGAUGAAUGAUAAACCCACGACUGAUGCACAUCACUUCCCCGCACGCACGAUUUCACACCCGCGCAGUCUUACCCCCUGUCGCCCACAUAUCAUGGGAGUGGUAUAAACGAGCUUGCCAGACUAUAGAUAUGCGUUAAAACCAUCGCAUAGCCAUUCAUCUAUCGGCCAUUCGAUGGUCGUGAUAUCAUCCAUCGUGUAGUAGCAGUAUAAGUGCCAGCAUAUUUGGUGAUAAACUUUGGUAGCUUUAAAAGUUUGGGGUUCAAUAUAAUUAUGUUGAAAAAAUGUCAGAAAAAGUAAAUUCAAUAAUGUAUACAAUAGGUAAAAUGCGUUACACCGCGCUUAGUUUUCUACUGAAUGUACUUCAGUUGUAAAGGCGUUCUCUAACCAGCCACACACGAACAAUUUAUAGUCAAGCCUUCAGAACAAGUUAUAGUCAAACUCACAUCACUACGCUGCAGACUUGACUUGUAAACUUGAUCGUGUGUGGCUCGCGUAAAAGUUCAUCAAAUAAACGCGGUGCAUAUCGGGUGCCGGCUGGCUCUAAUGAGAUGUGAUUUUUAUCUAAGCCCAUUGCACUAAUAAAAUUAUAUUAAUAUUAGGUGGUUUUAGAAGACUUGUGUGUUUUGUAUUUUUUAAUUAAAUUAUUAAAUAGUAAUUAGUGUCACCGCUAGAUGUCGUGUAAGUCUUAUAAACAAGUAUUAAAAUAAUGACGGUUAAUUAAAAAAAAAUAAUGUAUAAAUUGUUGUUUAAGUAAAAUUUACUGAGUGUGCGUUUAAAAUUAAAAAUAAAAUAUUUUGCUAAAGCAUGCGGUAUUUUUAUACAGAAAAAAGAACUGUUAAGACGCCUUCACACUAUCCGAUCAAUGUUACCCACCUUUUUUGUCUAUAAAUUUUAGAAGUUUGCAGUAUAAAGUAGUUUCCCACAGUCUGUACGCUUAAAUCUUAUAACUACGCAGCUGUUUUUAAUGCAGUUUUCAGCAUGAGUAUGUCUAUAAAUAUCCUUUUUAUGAUACGUUAGGCUUAGUUUUUUUUAACUAGGUAGCAUCCCCAUGAAAUUGUGCAUAUUGGAUGAUUGUCAGCUUGCUGUAGUUGGUGUAAAAUGAAAUUUUAAUUUUGAUAUUUUUACUAAAAGUACAUGGUGACAAUUUUAUUUUUUAACUAUGACAUUAUCAACAUUUUUAACAAUAUUUCAAAUGAAAUUUUAAUGAAAAUAAUUAAUCUAUUUAAAAUUAAUUAAAUCAUUUUUUUGCUUUAGUCAUAAAAAUACAUUUGACUGUUAAUGUGGGUAUAAUCUUUAAAACGUGUGCAAAGUCCGAGUGUGUUUAGGUCUUAUAAAUUGAAUUCAUAUUUCGUAAUGCAUAAGAGAUUUAAGGAUCAUCGCUUAUUAGAUCCACCACGCAUCAGACCUGCUUCUAGUCGUAACGUGCAACUGAUGUCAGCCGAUAAAAAUGAUCGUGUGUUGGUCGCGAUCAGCAUGAUGUCAUGACACGACCAACACAAUCAGUUUAAUCGGCUGACAAGCCAUUAGCGCUUCAGGCAUGUGAGUCUACUUGAUCGUCAGUGGCUGACACAAGGUAAUCGGUACGGUGAAUACCUUGUUAUAAACAAUACUCACCGCACGGGUCGAGAUGAGUGCCAAAUGGUUGUAAUGAGUAGUAACCCUUAUUCUCUUAUGUAUUACAAAUUGAAUUGGCAUUGUUUCCAAUAUUUUUUUUAAGAAUUAAUUUAUUAAAAAAUUUUCGUAAUUACCUACCGCUGAAUGUUAACUCAAUGUGUAAAUGUAUUAGUGCUAAAUGUUAAUUAUUUUUAAGUCCCAUAUCUAUGUAAUGUAUUGUAUAUAAAGAAUGUGAAAACUA